This is a messenger RNA of Trematosphaeria pertusa, 936 nucleotides long. RefSeq lists its product as uncharacterized. The transcript has a single exon. Lineage: Eukaryota; Fungi; Ascomycota; Dothideomycetes; Pleosporales; Trematosphaeriaceae. Bases 1 to 936 code for a protein of 311 amino acids. Gene Ontology annotation, molecular function: protein binding. The record is from RefSeq and is a predicted model, not a curated record.
AUGGCUCCUUCCUUUGCUGAGGAACUGCACGUCCGUUCUGCUUACCGCAAGGUGACACUGACACUUUGCAGACGACUUCACACACGGCCCUUCACCUUCAUCAUCGGGGAAGAUGAGACUCUGGUAUACGAGCACGGCGGGAUCAUCUCUGCGCUAUCGGCACCGCUCGACCGCCUGAUCAAUGGCCCAAUGGGAGAAGGUCAAUCCGGCAUCGUCAUCUUCCCGGAGCUUGAAGUGGGGGACUUCGAGCGUAUCUGCGAAUUCGCUUACAGAGGCGACUACAAGCCACCAGCGCCGACGCGGUUCCUCGAUACGGAAGUCGAUAUCGGGAAUGACAUGUGGCUGCUCGACGGCGCUCUACAGGCCGCAUCCCCCGCGGUUAACGAUUCGGGAAUCCCGGCUGAGAGGCAGAGGGAGAGGGAGAGGGACAGAGAAGAUGAACUAUACCAAGAGGUGGUUCCACUCAGCGGAACGACGCGCAAGGAAUACUUCGAGGGGAUUGAUUGCCCGGGAACCGGCAAUACGCAGGCGGAGAUCAUUCAAUCCUUCUCUGCACACGGAAACAGAUCCUGGCGCGAGAACUUCGCUCCGGUCCUCCUCGGCCAUAGUCGUCUCUACGCAUUCGCCGAGCAGUACCUAAUCCCGGAGCUGAAGCAGCUGGCUUUUGCAAAAUUAAAACUGACACUCACUCAAUAUACACCCUUCGUUUCUAGCCUGGAUACAGUCAAUCAGCUUGCUCAAUUCGCCUACGACAAGGUCUACAUACAGAAUAGGGCGGAGGGCAGGGUGGAUCCGCUAAGGCAGCUGGUAGUAGCUUUCAUCGUCAUGCACCACGGGCAUUUCAGGGAUUCCACGGUACAUCGGGAGCUCAUGGAAUCUGCGGGCGAGUAUGCUACCGACGUGUUGGACUUGAUCGGCAGAUGGUUUGAUUAUUAG